Messenger RNA from Cryptomeria japonica (Japanese cedar), 1780 nucleotides. RefSeq names its product probable protein S-acyltransferase 16. The transcript is spliced from 7 exons. NCBI's taxonomy places the organism in Eukaryota, Viridiplantae, Streptophyta, Pinopsida, Cupressales, Cupressaceae. Bases 504 to 1358 code for a protein of 284 amino acids. Gene Ontology annotation, molecular function: palmitoyltransferase activity. The record is from RefSeq and is a predicted model, not a curated record.
AACAAUACAAUGAUCCAUCAAUUCAUCAAUGUACAUGGCCUUGGCCCCGUGGAGGUUAAAAAUCCACCUACUGACAUACUUUGAUCAAUUAAAAAAAAUUCCGCGUCGGCCGCACAAUGGUGAUUGAUCUGUAUAUUCUCAGUGGAGAAAGUUUCUUUAGCUCAAAAAUAUUUUUCCCUCCGGCCAGAACAUUAAUUAUGCUUGGAAAUUGAAGCAAUAGAAACAUCGAACCAUCUUUUACCCGAUAGUGCUGGAAAUAAAAAAUAAAAUGAAGGAUUUUAUCACGUCGGGGGGAUCUGCCGUCAUAACGGCGAAUUUACAGAGAUACAAACCUCGAGGGAUUUGAACUUGUCACCAAGACCAAAUUGGUUUUUGUUUUUCUGCACUUGGAUCUCCAAUUUAACGCCUUAGUGCCAGAGAUCUGCUAUCUUUUUUAUAUAGUAUGACGAGUGAUACUAAAGAUAUGGUUUUUAAUUUUCAAUGACGCGCAUGUGAGUAUAAAAAUGAGGGAGAGGCUUGUUUCACUACCGGUAUUGGUAGUUUUGUUAGCCACAGGUUUUGUUUACUACACCACCGUAUUCAUCGUGACGGAGCAAUGGCUGAGCCUGAAGACUGCUGCUGGUCUACUCAAUGCUAUCAUCUUUACAGGAUUGACAGUAAUGUCCCUCAUAUGUUAUACCCUUGCAAUUCUCAAAGACCCAGGACAUGUCCCCUCCUCGUAUGUUAGAGAUCUUGAAGACGCGGACACUUUCAUGCACGAGGUUAAGAGAAAGGGUGGAGAUAUGAGAUAUUGCCAAAAGUGUGGCCAUUAUAAGCCUCCUCGUGCACAUCACUGUCGUGUUUGCAAAAGGUGUGUACUAAGGAUGGAUCAUCACUGUGUGUGGAUAAAUAAUUGUGUUGGCCAUGAAAAUUACAAGGCUUUCUUCCUCUUUGUACUCUAUAUUGUUGUAGCUUGCAUCUAUGCACUGGCACUGCUUGUGGGCAGUGCACUUGGAGAACUCAAUCACAAUGAGCGGCAAUCUGGAAAUAUUUUCAGGGCGUCUUACGUUCUCUGUGCAUCAAUACUUAUUCCAUUAACAGUGGCUUUAGUUGUUCUCCUGGGUUGGCACAUGUAUCUCCUUUCACAUAACAAGACAACAAUUGAGUAUCAUGAGGGAGUGCGAGCUAUGUGGUUAGAUGAAAAAGCAGGGCGAGUGUAUCGCCACCCAUAUGAUCUUGGACUUUAUGCAAAUAUUGUUUUGGUGCUGGGACCAAAUCUAGCUACAUGGUUUUGCCCGACAGCAUUAGGGCAUAUUGGUUCUGGUCUUCGAUUUCCAACUUAUAAUGAUAAUAUUUGUGAGCAAUCUAGUUCUGCUUGAAGGCUUGUCCUGGUAGCUCUUCAAAAGAUAAAUAAAUGGCCAUAUAACUUCUGAUAGGUGUAUUUGCCUGAGCUAUAUGAAAUAUUGGCACUAGUCCUUGAUUUUUGACAUUUAAAGGUAACGUUUCCCUGGAAAACUGCUUUUUCUUUGAGCAUGUGUUGAUCAAUUAUCAUUUGGAUACUUUUUGGAAAGCUAGUUCUUGCUUUAAAGUGCUUUGAUAAUACAUUCAUAGAUGGUAGCUUUUCAAACUUCAAAUGGUUCAGCAUUUCAGUGUAGGGAUUCUUUUCAGGUCAAGGGUUGUAACUAGUGAGCCAGAGGCCGUUGUAGUGUUGCUGAUUCUUCACCAUUUUGUUGAGUCAGUUUCACUGUUGUAACAAGCUUUGAAAAGUGGUAAUGAAAUUGCACAAUUGGCGUUUGGUCCA